AUUUUAAUAUAUAGAUCAACAGCGCUGAUAGCUUCUACUGAAUCAAUUCCCCCUUCAACUCCUCUUUCAAUCCUACCUCCAAUCAAAUUACACCACAAAUCAAUUCAUACCAAUCAAUUCAAUUCCAUCAACUGUCACUAUGGCUGCCAUGGGCGCACGUUCAAUCCCAAUACUUGAUCCAGAAUGGGUGAAGCUCGUUGAGCCAACCUUACCGGAAGCACAUCGUCAUACUGCCAUUUCUAUCGAUGCCGCUCGGAGAGGUAUGGCAGAGCUUGAUGCCGCUAAAGUUCUAGCACUUGAUAAAGAAAUGCCUGAAUUAAAGAAGGGUUUGGAGAUUAGCAACAUAAUGGUUGCAAUGAGAGACGGGGAGGACUUGGAGAUGAGAAUAUUCAAGCCUGAAAACGGAGAGUCUCUGCCUGUAUAUCUAGGCUAUCACGGCGGCGGCUGGUCUGCAGGAAGCAAUGACUCUGAGGAGCUCCUCAAUCGCAAUGUAUCGAAGACUCUAAAAGUCAUUGUGUUCUCUCUUGCUUAUCGUCUUGCUCCCGAACAUCCUUUCCCGGUGCCAUUUAAUGAUGCUGAGGAUGGACUCAAAUGGGUCUAUGAAAACGCGUCCAGAUUCGGCGGAGAUGUAAAGAAGGGCUUCGUAUGCGGAGGUACUUCAUCCGGCGGCCACCUAGCCGCGUUGGCAACUUUUCGGGCUCAGGAACAUGGCAUUCCCGUGUCGGGUUGUUUUUCUAGAGCACCGAUGGUCCUGAACCGUUCUGUAGCUAAGGAGAGCUGGAAAGAAACUCUUGACAUCCUUCCUAAAGAUGUUUAUACGCCUCUCUUGAAUUGGGAAACUUGUGAACGUUUCUAUGAAUACAUGUCAAUUCCUCUUGAAGAGCUAACCAACCCCGCGAAUUUUCCCAUAUUUGCUAAUUCUUUCGAGAAAUUUCCAAGGACCUAUAUGCAAGUUCCCGGCAUUGAUCCAUUAUCCGGCGAAGGGGUGCUGUACGAAAAGGUACUGAGGGAAAAUGGUGUGGAGACGAAAAUCGACCUCUACCCGAAUAUGCCACACCCAUUUCAUAACUUCCCGCAGCUUACAACGGCACGGAAGUCCAUUGCAGAUGCAAUGACUGGACUGAGAUGGUUGUUUCGAUUCUGAAGAAUUAACCCCGAGCCUGAUGCAGACCUAGCAUGUUUACGCAUGCCACGAACCGUUAUUAAGGAAGGGCGAUCGAGGGAGGAUAAUUCAACGACGGAACUGAAGGAAGCUUGGUCUGAAC
Pseudogymnoascus verrucosus is the source of this 1265-nucleotide messenger RNA. RefSeq lists its product as uncharacterized. Bases 140 to 1144 code for a protein of 334 amino acids. The record is from RefSeq and is a predicted model, not a curated record. The transcript has 6 exons. Gene Ontology annotation, molecular function: hydrolase activity. NCBI's taxonomy places the organism in Eukaryota, Fungi, Ascomycota, Leotiomycetes, Thelebolales, Thelebolaceae.